UGGAAGUGUGAAAUGAUAUUUGAAAGCCUUUGGCGACGGCAGAUGUAAUUGAUAUCAACAUCAGUAGCCUAUCUACAAAAAACUCAAUUUGGUCCAUGUAGGAACUCUAGGAAGGCAUAGGCUGUAGUGUAAUUUGUCCCAUUUAUUAGGAGUUGUGUUUUUGUUUGUUUGGUUGGGGUUUUUUUUGUUUUUGUUUGUUUUUUAAUUAUAUUGAGUUUUAUGCCAUAACAAGAGGACUAGUUACACAAAUAGAAGCAUUUUAUCUUAUUUUUUCCCAACAAGAAAUGAAGGAAGAAAUUGCAGCAACUGUUUUCUUUAUUGCGAGGCUAGCACAGAAAUAUGGUAAACUGGAUCGAAUUGCCAGGGAUAAAUUUGCUGUUUCUCUUACUUCAGUUCUUUUUGAGAAAUUCAAAAACCAUUGGUAUCCAAGCAAUCCAUUGAAGGGUCAAGCAUUCAGAUGUCUCCGGGUGAAUAAACUACAAGUUCGAGAUCCAGAUCUUGAACGAGCUUGCAGUCAAAGUGACAUGGAUUAUGAGGACUUGGGACUCCCUUCAGAGAUGACCAUUUGGGUAGACCCAGGAGAAGUUUCUUGCAGGUAUGGUGAGAAAGGCAGUCCAUUCUGUGUAACUCAACUGGAGGGGCAAAAAUGUGAUGGGGACUUCUCACGCCGAAUAAACAAUGCUGUGGAGAGGGCGUCCUCCGAUUACCACUCUGGAACUUCCUCUGAUGAAGAAGGGGACAGCAUAAGCAACAGUAGUGGCAUCAGCAGUACCAUUAGCAGCAGCAGCAGCAGCAGCAUCAACAGUAGCAGUAAUAGUAGUUGCUUGUCUGCUCCAGAACAGAAGACCAUCCCCACUGUCAGCAACCCCAACAGUGUUUAUCAGUUGCAGUUCAGUGAAUUUGCUCCACCUCCUCAGUCGUGGAACCCUUACCCGAAAAGGAAACCUUAUCCUGGGGAUGGUUAUCAACCACACAACAACUCUGCCAAUGGCCCAUUUCCACAGCACAAGUCUUUCAAAAAUUACCGGCCUUCCUUUGCUUUUUCAGGGCCACGAGUGGACAAGUAUCACUGGGUUAGUAAGAAUAGGUCCUAACAGCUAGAACCUGCAAAAUAUUUGUCGAACUCAGUCCUUUGUUGUUCAGUUAUUUGAAAGGGCUUUUACAAAGCCAAUUUCUGCAGUGUCAGCAAAACUAAUGAGCACUUUAGUCUCUUAGUCAUUGUUGUGGAACAUUUUUAAUAUAAGUGUUUUAUGAAAUUAUUUUACGUGUUUUAAUGACUUGUACUGUACAUGUGAAUGAGGGAAAAAAAUAAAUAAAAUCUUUAACAUUUCUCAAA
Messenger RNA from Sardina pilchardus (European sardine), 1336 nucleotides. It is a transcript of the gene btg4, whose product is annotated as B-cell translocation gene 4. Bases 285 to 1094 code for a protein of 269 amino acids. Gene Ontology annotation, biological process: negative regulation of cell population proliferation; negative regulation of mitotic cell cycle. The record is from RefSeq and is a predicted model, not a curated record. Lineage: Eukaryota; Metazoa; Chordata; Actinopteri; Clupeiformes; Clupeidae. Gene Ontology annotation, cellular component: nucleus; cytoplasm. The transcript is spliced from 4 exons.